Coregonus sp. 'balchen' is the source of this 13599-nucleotide messenger RNA. The record is from the annotation of a GenBank genome assembly. Lineage: Eukaryota; Metazoa; Chordata; Actinopteri; Salmoniformes; Salmonidae.
GUAUGACUGAGGCCAAAGCAGUGCGUUUGUCUCUGGGUGUUCUGACUAGCAGACUCAAGGCCCUAGGAUGUCUACUGAUCCAAAACUUUACUGGAGACCUUACCAGGAACUGCACUGGAAACUCUACCGAGAAGGAGCGGGACUGGGGUCUGUUUACUAGGGCAGGAUGGGGGUGUUCCGAACCCCAGGGGGCUGUAAGUACAGGACUGUGUGUGUGGGUACAGCAACUCUAUGCUGGAGUGUGUGUGUCGGGUUACCACUGUCUGUCCUAAAGCUGACAAGGACUAAAACUUGCCUCGGUACUAUGUGUGUGUUUGUGUAUGGAUGUUGAUUAUUCCAUGGAAGAUAGAGAACAUUUCAUCUAAAAUUGUUCUCUUGUGUUUGAUGCUGCUGUUCUCCGUGUAGUUCUUUCUCUCUGAUCUUGUCUUCAGGCUUCUUUUCCUUACAAUGAUGCUUGAUUAGAUCUGAUCACUUAAUUAGUUGAAUUAAUGUAAUUAAAUGAAUUGGCCCAUGCAGCCACAGUGGGAUUGAGUUAUAGUGAUCUGGGGAGGCUGGAAUAGACUCUCUUUAGUUUAACCACACACACACACACACACACACACACACACACACACACACACACACACACACACACACACGCAUACACUAUUUGUGGUGGUAUUAAACAGUAAUGAUGUGGUUGUAGAAGAGAAGAGGGGUUGUGUGUGUGCUUGUGUGUGUGUGUGUGUGUGUGUGUGUGUGUGUGUGUGUGUGUGUGUGUGUGUGUGUGCGUGCCUGUGUAUGUUGAGCGCUGGUGUUGCUUACCCAGAGGCGGUGCUCCUAGUGGCUGGUGAUUUUAAUGCAGAAAAACUAAAAUCCGUCUUAUCACCUGUGCAACUAGAGGCGAAAAAACUCUAGAUCACCGUUACUCCCACACAGAGACGCAUACAAAGCCUAUAGGGAGGAGGUCAGAGACCUGGCAGUGUGAUGCCAGGACAACAACCUCUCCCUCAAUGUCAGCAAGACAAAGGAGCUAAUCGUGGACUAUAGGAAGCAGAGGGCCGAGCACGCCCCCAUUCACAUCGAUGGGGCUGUAGUGGAGUGGGUCGUGAGCUUCAAGUUCCUCUGUGUCCACAUCACUAAGGACCUAUCAUGGUCUAAACACACCAACAUAGUCGUGAAGAGGGCAAGGCCAACGCCUCUUCCCCCUCAGGAGGCUGAAAAGAUUUGGCAUGGGCCCUCAGAUCCUCAAAACGUUCUACAGCUGCACCAUUGGAGCAUCUUGACUGGCUGCAUCACCACUUGGAAUGGCAACUGCUUGGUAUCAGACUGUAAGGCACUACAAAGGAUAGUGCGUACUGCCCAGUAAAUCUCUGGGGCCGAGCGCCCUGCCAUCCAGGACCACUAUACCAGGCGGUGCCAGCGAAAGGCCCUAAAAGUUGUCAAAGACUCCAGCCACCCAAGUCAUAGACUGUUCUCUCUGCUACCGCACAGCAAGCGGUACCGGAUUGCCAAGUCUGGGACCAAAAGGCUCCUGAACAGAUUCUACCCCCAAGCCAUAAGACUGCUGAACAGUUAUUCAAGUGGCUACCCGGACUAUUUGCAUUAACCCCCUUUUUUGUUGUUGCGCUGACUCUCUUGCACUGGCUCUAUGCACUCACUGAACUCUACCCACACACUCUCACACACACUGAAGCUAAGCAGGGUUGGUCCUGGUCGGUCCCUGGAUGGGAGACCAGAUGCUGCUGGAAGUGGUGUUGGAGGGCCAGUAGGAGGCACUCUUUCCUCUGGUCCCCAGGGCAGUGAUUGGGGACAUUGCCAUGUGUAGGGUGCCAUCUUUCGGAUGGGACGUUAAACGGGUGUCCUGACUCUCUGUGGUCACUAAAGAUCCCAUGGCAUUUAUCGUAAGAGUAGGGGUGUUAACCCCGGUGUCCUGGCUAAAUUCUCAAUCUGGCCCUCAUACCAUCAUGGCCACCUAAUCAUCCCCAGCUUCCAAGUGGCUCAUUCAUCCUCCCUCCUCUACCCUGUAACUAUUCCCCAGGUCCUUGCUGUAAAUGAGAAUAUGUUCUCAGUCAACUUACGUGUAAAAUAAGGGUAAAAAAAUAUAUAAAAAUACAAAAAUGUAAAAACACUACAUACAGUGGGGGAAAAAAGUAUUUAGUCAGCCACCAAUUGUGCAAGUUCUCCCACUUAAAAAGAUGAGAGAGGCCUGUAAUUUUCAUCAUAGGUACACGUCAACUAUGACAGACAAAAUGAGUAAAUAAAAUCUAGAAAAUCAUAUUGUAGGAUUUUUUAUGAAUUUAUUUGCUAAUUAUGGUGGAAAAUAAGUAUUUGGUCAAUUACAAAAGUUUCUCAAUACUUUGUUAUAUACCCUUUGUUGGCAAUGACACAGGUCAAACGUUUUCUGUAAGUCUUCACAAGGUUUUCACACACUGUUGCUGGUAUUUUGGCCCAUUCCUCCAUGCAGAUCUCCUCUAGAGCAGUGAUGUUUUGGGGCUGUCGCUGGGCAACACGGACUUUCAACUCCCUCCAAAGAUUUUCUAUGGGGUUGAGAUCUGGAGACUGGCUAGGCCACUCCAGGACCUUGAAAUGCUUCUUACGAAGCCACUCCUUCGUUGCCCGGGCGGUGUGUUUGGGAUCAUUGUCAUGCUGAAAGACCCAGCCACAUUUCAUCUUCAAUGCCCUUGCUGAUGGAAGGAGGUUUUCACUCAAAAUCUCACGAUACAUGGCCCCAUUCAUUCUUUCCUUUACACGGAUCAGUCGUCCUGGUCCCUUUGCAGAAAAACAGCCCCAAAGCAUGAUGUUUCCACCCCCAUGCUUCACAGUAGGUAUGGUGUUCUUUGGAUGCAACUCAGCAUUCUUUGUCUUCCAAACACGACGAGUUGAGUUUUUACCAAAAAGUAAUAUUUUGGUUUCAUCUCAGCAUAUGACAUUCUCCCAAUCCUCUUCUGGAUCAUCCAAAUGCACAAAUGACAUGUACUGGCUUAAGCAGGGGGACACGUCUGGCACUGCAGGAUUUGAGUCCCUGGUGGCGUAGUGUGUUACUGAUGAUAGGCUUUUGUUACUUUGGUCCCAGCUCUCUGCAGGUCAUUCACUAGGUCCCCCCGUGUGGUUCUGGGAUUUUUGCUCACCGUUCUUGUGAUCAUUUUGACCCCACGGGGUGAGUUCUUGCGUGGAGCCCCAGAUCGAGGGAGAUUAUCAGUGGUCUUGUAUGUCUUCCAUUUCCUAAUAAUUGCUCCCACAGUUGAUUUCUUCAAACCAAGCUGCUUACCUAUUGCAGAUUCAGUCUUCCCAGCCUGGUGCAUGUCUACAAUUUUGUUUCUGGUGUCCUUUGACAGCUCUUUGGUCUUGGCCAUAGUGGAGUUUGGAGUGUGACUGUUUGAGGUUGUGGACAGGUGUCUUUUAUACUGAUAACAAGUUCAAACAGGUGCCAUUAAUACAGGUAACGAGUGGAGGACAGAGGAGCCUCUUAAAGAAUAAGUUACAGGUCUGUGAGAGCCAUAAAUAUUGCAUCUUUUUAAGUGGGAGAACUUGCACAAUUGGUGGCUGACUAAAUACUUUUUUUCCCCAAAGUACUGUUGACACACUUUCACACUCUUCACAUACGCUGCUGCUACUCUGUUUGUUAUCUAUUCUGAUUGCCAAGUCACUUUUUACCCCUACCUACAUGUAUAUAUUACCUCAACUACCUCUAACCCCUGCACAUUGACUCGGUACCAGUACUCCUUGUAUAUAGUCUCGUUAUUGUUAUUUUAUUGUGUUACUAUUUCCUUUUUUUAUUUAGUAAAUGUUUCUUUGUUUUUAACUCUGCAUUGUUGGGAAAAGGCUGGUAAGUAAGCAUUUCACGGUAAAGUCUACACCUGUUGUUUUCGGUGCGCGUGACAAAUACAAUUUGAUUUGAUUAUAGCGGUACAUUUUUUAAUCCUGUGAUUAAGAGGUGCUACAUGAGCAUCCUGUCGCCUCUCUCUGAUCCUCCAUCUGCGGUGUGAUUCACACACACUCACACACACACACACACACACACACACACACAAACACAAACACACACACGCACACUUCAAACAGACGGAAAUAUCUCAACAUAGUGUGUGUCCAGAUCUCCGUGUGUCCAACUGAAACUCCCCCUACUACAGAUCCAGGCGGCACUGAUACUCAUAACAUAAACAUAGCUACACUAGCAUGAUAUAUAUCUAUGUUCAGUAUAUGACAAGGUCAAUACAGAAGUCCAUAAGGGUAAUAUAAUGUACAUACUAUAUAAAACAUUAGGAACACCUGCUCUUUCCAUGGCAUAGAUUGACCAGGUGAAAUCUAUGAUCCCAUAUUGAUGUCACUUGUUAAAUCCACUUCAAUCAGUGUAGAUGAAGGGGAGGAGACAGGUUAAAGAAGAUUUUUAAGCCUUGAGACAAUUGAGACAUAGAUUGGGUAUCUGUGCUAUUCAGAGGGUGAGGGCUUUCGACACUUUGUAGAGUCCAUGCCCCGACGAAUUGAGGCUGUUCUGAGGGCAAAAGGCGGUGCAACUCAAUAUUAGGAAGAUGUUCUUAAUGUAUUGUACACUCAGUGUAUGCUAUAAUGUACAUAACGUAUGUUGAAAAUGUUCAUAUGAAUGUUAUAUACACUACCAGUCAAAAGUCUGGACACACCUACUCAUUCCAGGGUUUUUCUUUAUUUGUAGUAUUUUGUACAUUGUAGAAUAAUAGUCAAGACAUCAAAACUAUGAAAUAACACAUAUGGAAUCAUGUAGUAAACAUAAAAGUGUUAAACAAAUCAAAAUAUAUUUGAGAUUCUUCAAUAGCCACCCUUGAUGACAGCUUUGCACACUCUUGGCAUUCUCUCAACCAGCUUCACCUGGAAUGCUUUUCCAACAGUCUUGAAGGAGUUCCCACAUAUGCUGAGCACUUGUUGGCUGCUUUUCCUUCACUCUGCGGUCCAACUCAUCCCAAACCAACUCAAUUGGGUUGAGGUCAGGGGAUUGUGGAGGCCAGGUCAUCUGAUGCAGCACUCCAUCACUCUCCUUCUUGGUAAAAUAGCCCUUACUCAGCCUGGAAGUGUGUUGGGUCAUUGUCCUGUUGAAAAACAAAUGAUAGUCCCACUAAUCCCAAACCAGAUGGGAUGGCGUAUCGCUGUAGAAUGCUGUGGUAGUCAUGCUGGUUAAGUGUGCCUUGAACUCUAAAUAAAUCACAGACAGUGUCAACAGCAAAGCACCCCCACACCAUAACACCUCCUCCUCCAUGCUUUACGGUGGGAAAUACACAUGCGGAGAUCAUCCGUUCACCCACACCGCGUCUUACAAAGAUACGGUGGUUGGAACCAGAAAUCUCCAAUUUGGACUCUAGACCAAAGGACAAAUUUCCACUUCUCUAAUAUCAAUUUCUCGUGUUUCUUGCCCCAAGCAGGUCUCUUCUUCUUAUUGGUGUCCUUUAGUAGUGGUUUCUUUGCAGCAAUUCGACCAUGUUACUUGAACUCUGUGAAGCAUUUAUUUGGGCUGCAAUGUCUGAGGCUACUAACUCUAAUGAACUUAUCCUCUGCAGCAGAGGUAACUCUGGGUCUUCCAUUCCUGUGGUGGUCCUCAUGAGAGCCAGUUUCAUCAUAGCGCUUGAUGGUUUUUGCGACUGCACUUGAAGAAACUUUCAAAGUUCUUGACAUUUUCCAUGUUGACUGACCUUCAUGUCUUAAAGUAAUGAUGGACUGUCAUUUCUCUUAGCUUUUUUUAGCUGUUCUUGCCAUAAUAUGGACUUGGUCUUUUACCAAAUAGGGCUAUCUUCUGUAUACCCCCCUAACUUGUCACAACACAACUGAUUGGCUGAAACGCAUUAAGAAGGAAAUAAAUUCCACAAAUUAACUUUUAAGAAGGCACACCUGUUAAUUGAAAUGCCUUCGAGGUGACUACCUCAUGAAUCUGGUUGAGAGAAUGCCAAGAGUGUGCAAAGCUGUCAUCAAGGCAAAGGGUGGCUAUUUGAAGAAUCUCAAAUAUAAAAUAUAUUUUGAUUUGUUUAACACUUUUUUGGUUACUACAUGAUUCCAUAUGUGUUAUUUCAUAGCUUUGAUGUAUUCACUAUUAUUCUACAAUGUAGAAAAUAGUACAAAUAAAGAAAAACCUUGAAUGAGUAGGUGUGUCCAAACUUUUGACUGGUACUGUAUGCUCAUAUGAGUGUUUUUUGGCCGUAUAAGAGCUUCAUCCUGUUAGUGAGGUCUGGAGAUGUGUACACAUUUGCAUACAGAGGUGUGAAAUUCCCUACUUGGGCUUUGAUGACAUGAGCUGUGAAACAGGAGGGGGUGAAGUGGGGGGGGGGGGGGGGGGGGGGGGGGGGGGAGGGAUAGGUGGAGAGUGAUAUCACAUCUCUUUCCUUCUCGCUCUCUCUCUCUCUCUCUCUCUCUCUCUCUCUCUCUCAGGCUUUCAGGGAGAGGUGGAGAGAAGGACAGGGCAAAACCCUGAGAGAGGUGAAGGGGCGCUAGAAUGAGUGAUGGGGAGGGAGAGGAGAGACAGUGAAAGAUACACGCACACGCACACGCACACACACACAGUGAGAAGUCAUUAGUCACUGGGAGGUAGCAGGAGGAUUGGGGGUGGCACCAUGGCAACUGCUGGGUUAGCUGUCCAUCGUUGGUUUACUGUGUGUCUAAGUUUAAUUUGGAGUGUAUUGUGUGUGUAUAACAUACAGUAUGUGUGUGUAUCUAUCCAACAGGAGGAGGAGAGUGUCAAUGAGAUCAACAUCACCAACCAUACCAAGGAGGGGUCAGAGAAGGGUGACCCUCGACAGUUCGAGCUCCUCAAGGUCCUAGGACAAGGCUCCUUCGGAAAGGUGUGUGUGUCUGCCUGUGUGUGUGUGUGUGUGUGUGUCUGUGUGUCGUCAGCGUUUGAUUAUCAUCUUCCACUGAUGUCUCGAUUAGUUAUCCUAAUGACAGAGCAUUGCUAUAGCAACCACAUGGUAAGGGCCCUUCACACCUUGUCAUCUUUAUGAAUUUAACGAUUAUGUGUGUGUCUGUGUGUGUGUGUUCAUGUGUCAUUCAUCUUUUACCUUUUUUCCCCAGUGCUGAUUGCCAUGCACACAAAAACACAGUAGAAUAAAUGUUUUCUUCUAUCUGUGUGUGUGUGCGUGCGUGCGUGCGUGCAGGUGUUCCUGGUCAAGAAGACUACAGGUCCAGAUACAGGACAGCUCUACGCCAUGAAGGUUCUGAAGAAAGCCACACUGAAAGGUAGGGGAUGGAGAGAGAGGGAGGUAGAGAGAGAGGGAUGUAGAGAGAGAGGGAGGUAGAGAGAGAGGGAGGUAGAGAGAGAGGCGGGAGAGAAAGAUAAAUAAAUGAGGGAUGGAGAGGUAGAUGGAGGGAGGGGAGGGAGGUAGACGGAAAUGGAGAGAAUGAGGGAUAAGGGAGGGAGGGAGAGUUGUAUGGCGGGAGGGGGGGUAGAGUGACAGAGAGGGGGAGAGAAAGAAAGAUGGAGAAGGGGGGGGUGCGUUGGACAGAGAGAGGGGAGGUAGAGUGACAGAGAGGGGGAGAGAAAGAAAGAUGGAGAAGGGGGGGUGAGUUGGACAGAGAGAGGGGAGGUAGAGUGACAGAGAGGGGGAGAGAAAGAAAGAUGGAGAAGGGGGGGUGAGUUGGACAGAGAGAGGGGAGGUAGAGUGACAGAGAGGGGGAGAGAAAGAAAGAUGGAGAAGGGGGGGUGAGUUGGACAGAGAGAGGGGAGGUAGAGUGACAGAAAGGGGGAGAGAAAGAAAGAUGGAGAAGGGGGGGGUGAGUUGGACAGAGAGAGGGGAGGUAGAGGAGAGGUGUUUUCAGAGCAGAGAAAGUCAACUCUGCUCUUCUGGAAUCAUGUCAGUGUGACGUACUGUCAGGGCUUCACCGAAGGGUUGGACGUUGGAGUGGUGAAAAGUUCCACAUUUCAUUUGAAGUUUGAGGUUAGCAGCGCCUCCCCAAAAGUUUAGGUAAUCAUCACAAACCCCCAUGAACCUCUAGGCCUGGGUCUCCCCCUCUAUUGAAAUACAAUGGCCCGUCAUCUUGAAACGUGAAAGCCCUGUGUGUGAGAGGACUGCUUUAUCUCAGAGAGAACACCAUCACCAUCUGUUGGCUACAGACCGUACACACACCACAUAGUCACUUACAGUGGAGGGAUUCUUCUCUCUCUCUCUCUCCAUUCCUCUUCCUCCUCUUUUCUUGUUCUGUUUUUUCAUUUCCCUCCUUUAUUCAAUUACUCAUCCAUCUGGACAAAUGACUUCCAUGCCAAGAGGGAGAUAGAGAGGGAGGGAUAGAUCGAGGGAAAGAGAGGGAGAGGGAUAGGUAGAGGGGAAAGAGAUGAGGUGAGUUGUUUGUUCCUAGAAGGACGUAUGCUCUGUAUGUAUGUUUAAUUAGUUUGUGUGUGUGUGUGUUGCAGUGCGUGACAGGGUGAGGACUAAGAUGGAGCGAGACAUUCUGGUGGAGGUCAACCAUCCCUUCAUCGUUAAACUGCACUAUGGUGAGUUAGCCAAUCACAGCUUAGUACUACAGUGAGGUAGCCAAUCACAACAUAAGUCCUCUGGUAACCAAUCAGAUGUCUCUCCUCAGCAUUCCAAACAGAAGGGAAACUCUACCUCAUCCUGGACUUCCUACGAGGAGGAGACCUCUUCACACGACUGUCUAAAGAGGUGAAGGCGUGUGUGUGUCUCACCCUCCUCUCUGUGUCUAGAGGUGUGUGUGUGUGUGUGUGUGUGUCUCACCCUCCUCUCUGUGUCUAGAGGUGUGUGUGUGUGUGUGUGUGUGUCUCACCCUCCUCUGUGUGUAGGUGUGUGUGUGUUUAUGUGUGUGUGUGUUUCACCUGCCUCUGUGUGUCUGUGUCUAGAGGUGUGUGUGUGUGUGUGUGUGUGUGUGUGUGUGUGUGUGUGUGUCUCACCCUCCUCUCUCCUGUGUAGGUGAUGUUCACAGAGGAGGAUGUGAAGUUCUACCUGGCAGAGUUGGCUCUGGCCCUGGACCACCUCCACAGCCUGGGCAUCAUCUACAGAGACCUCAAACCAGAGAAGUACAUACACACAUGUACACACACACAAACACACAUACACACUCAGAUUGUGUGUGUUGUUUAGUAUCUUUGUCUAAAGAUCAAUUUGUGUCCUUUCAGCAUUCUGCUAGACGAGGAGGGACACAUCAAGCUGACAGGUGGGCAAUAUCAGACCUGUGUGUGUGUGUGUACUGUAUGGAUCAUGUGUGUAUUCUCACUGCAGACAGUAAGGAGUCAUGAGAACAAGGCUUACUGCUCUCUCUGUGUGUUUGUGUGUGUGCGCAUAGACUUCGGACUCAGUAAGGAGUCUAUAGACCAUGAGAACAAGGCCUAUUCGUUCUGCGGGACGGUGGAGUACAUGGCUCCGGAGGUGGUCAACAGGAGAGGCCACACCACCAGCGCUGAUUGGUGGUCCUACGGCGUGCUAAUGGUGAGAGGGGCGGGGCCACAAACCUUAUAUGGUUUAUUUACCAGUUCCUUAUUUGUGUUGUGUUACAGGUUGUAGUUAGGUUGUUUGUGUGAUAAAAAAAAAUAUAUCUUCCUUCUAUCCCAGUUUGAGAUGCUGACCGGAACGCUACCAUUCCAGGGGAAAGACCGCAAGGAGACCAUGACCAUGAUCCUUAAGUGAGUCUCUUUGACAAGGUUGACCAUUUGACCAUUAUUAUCUCACUGGAGUAGUGUGUGUGUGUGUGUUCUGUGCCAGCGGUUCCCAACCUUUUCUGUUCCGGGGACCACCAAAUCACUGUCAAAAGCUCGAGGACCACCAAUGUUAUCAAUUAAUGUAACAGAUUAAAGGCUUAUUAUUAACAUUAGAAAAAAAGUAAUGUAAAAUUGCUUAUAAUACCGUUAACAAUCCCAAUUGUUGUUAUUUUUGGAAGAAAACAAAUAUUUAUUUUUUAAUUGCAGACGGUCCGUGGACCACAGGUUGAAAUGCUGAGGCAGCCCAGGGGAAAAGAGUGGGGGAUUAAUAUUAGAGGAGGUAUUUGUAGCGCUCAGCAGGAGGGCAGGAUGGAUGGACAGACUAGAAGAGUGAUAAAAGCAGAUAAUGGAGCUAGCUAAGUGGAAUGUUUGACGUUUAUGACGGAAAGGGGGAGAGAGAUAAGUAGAGUAAGAGAGAGGGAGGGUGGAGGAGGAGAGAGAUGGAAGGGUGCAGAAAAGGGAGAGAGAUGGAAUGGGUGAGAGAUAUUUGAACACAGAGAAUCAUGUAUCGCUCUCAGUGGAAAAUGCUGAGAAUGUUUGUCUCUCUCGGCUGCUGAGAUCGUUUCUGUAAAACGCUGAGUUAGUUUCCUGUGUGUAUUACUGUGAAUGGACUUCAGCAUUCAAUCAGAUUGAAUACAGGUUGAUAUAUGAUGACUGUGUCAAUAUCCACACUCUAAUGUUCUCUAUUUUCCCCUCUAUCACUGCCUUCUCCUCUUCUGCAUUCCUACCUGUCUUUCUUUACCUCCCUCUCUCUCUCUCUGUCCCUCUCCUCAGGGCUAAGUUGGGGAUGCCACAGUUUCUGAGUUCCGAAGCCCAGAGUCUCCUGAGGAACCUUUUCAAACGCAACCCUACUAACAGGCUAGGUAACACAAUCUGAUCUUAGGGCAGGGUUAAGCUUUCCCCCUAAUGGUUAAGGUUAGGAGUUAAUAUGAUCCUAGAUCUGUGCUGAAGUGUAACUUCUUGUUCUGUUCUCUGUAGGAGCCGGCCCAGACGGAGUGGAAGAGAUCAAGAGACACCACUUCUACUGCACCAUAGACUGGAACGUGAGUGUGUGAUGUGAUGUCUCUUCUCACUGCGUUUCAGACGCUGUAGUGUCAGUAUAGACUAUUUAAUGUGUCCUCUAUCUCUGUUUGUAGAAACUGUUCCUUAGAGAGCUCUGCCCUCCCUUCAAACCUGCUACGGGACGACCUGACGACACCUUCUAUUUCGACCCAGAGUUCACCGCUAAAACACCCAAAGGUACACACACAUGCUUGCGCAUGCACACACAUUCGUCUCUCCAUCCAUCCAUCUGUCAAUUACUCAUUCAUCUGUUGAAGUUCAACCACUUGCUUGUCUUCUGUGUGUGUGUGUGUGUAGAUUCCCCAGGGGUUCCACCCAGUGCCAACGCCCACCAGCUGUUCCGAGGAUUCAGCUUCGUAGCCAUAACAACAGAGGAAGAGGCACAACCACUACAGACUGCUAUAGUACAGGUACACACACACACACACACACACACACACACACACACACACACACUAGAGCCCUGCACAAGCAUGAAAUGUAAGCCCUACCCAUGCCCGCGACAUUCAGGCCUUACCCUGCCCUUGCCAGAUUGCUUCUGCCAAAUUUAAGGCCCGUCCCUGCCCGAACCCGAAAUCAGAAAUAACUUUGUCCGUUAGCUGCUCAUCUUUGUCUGUCCCCCGCUCUCUACUUGCGCUGCUCCAUGCGCUCUCUGCGUGUGAGUAUCGAUAGCAACGGCUCCGCUUGGCUACUUUUUGUAACUCUAAAUUCUGUCAAAACUCACAGAAUAUUAUUAUUUUCUGUGAAAUAAUAUCUCCUGUCGACUCAGACAAUGUUCUUGUCUUAUAUUUUCCGAGGUUGAUCUUGUAUUUUAUGAGGUUGAAGCAAUUUGCGACACCAUUUUAUGAUCAUAAGAUAUGACUGCAGAGACACUGAGCAGCAGAGCAGGAGGGAGCAAAUCGCUCAGCUUCAAAAUGUUGGUGAUCAAUUUAAUCAUUCUUGAAAAUGAUAUCCAAGCCUGACCCGUAUCCUAGUUAUUGAUUUUUAAAAAACAGGGCUCAGGUCGGGUAGCAGAGCUCUUACAAACAGACACACGAAUACACUCACACACACACACACACACAGUCUUGUUAUGUGUAGUUUCACAUCUGUGUCGCUCAUGUUUACGUAGCAGCUGCACAGAAAUGUGUCCCAGUUUUCUGAAGCGUAUGAAGUGAAGGAGGAUAUAGGAGUGGGAUCAUACUCCGUCUGCAAACGCUGUAUACACAAGACCACUGGCAUGGAGUACGCAGUCAAGGUGAGACACACACACACACCGCAGAAAGCAUUGAUAUUGCCCAUUGAGCAUUAGUAUUCAGACCCAUACAUACAUAAGUUGGUCUUGGUUUUAACUCCAACACAUUGUGUGUGUUCCAUCCAGAUCAUCAGUAAGGCCAAGAGAGAUCCAACGGAGGAGGUGGAGAUUCUACUGAGAUACGGACAACAUCCCAACAUCAUCACACUGAAGGACGUGAGUUUCACACACACACACACACACACACACACACACACACACACACACAUAUACAUACACACACACACACACAUAUACAUACACACAGGUACAGCUAUAACCCUGUUGUCUCUGCUGUAGGUGUUUGAUGACGGCAGGACAGUGUAUCUGGUCACAGAGCUGAUGAAGGGAGGAGAGCUGCUGGAUAAGAUACUGAGGCAGAAGUUCUUCUCAGAGAGGGAGGCUAGCGCUGUCCUAUACACCAUCACCAAGACUGUUGAAUACCUACACGUACAGGGGGUGAGUGUGUUUCAUGUGUGUGUGUCGUUCAAGGACUUUGAUACAUUUCUGAGCCUCAAUACUUUAUUUUUACAGCAUACAUAGUUAUCUUUCAAUGUGUCGAUGUGGGUGUGAUUGACUGAUCGGUUGAUCGUUUUCCAGGUGGUGCACAGGGACCUGAAGCCCAGUAAUAUCCUGUAUGUGGAUGAGAGUGGAAACGCUGAGUCCAUCAGGAUCUGUGACUUUGGUUUCGCCAAGCAGCUGAGAGCUGAGAACGGCCUGCUGAUGACACCAUGCUACACCGCUAACUUUGUAGCUCCAGAGGUACGUACCAUGCCACACUCUCUCUCUCUCUUUCAACCUCAGAUGUUCUCUAUGUGUGUGUACCCUCUCAUCCACUAAUCAUACAGUAUGUGUUUUCUAGGUGUUGAAGAAGCAGGGUUAUGAUGCUGCCUGUGACAUAUGGAGUCUAGGAGUCCUACUCUACACCAUGCUGACAGGGUAAGGCUGUGUGCGUGUUUUAUCUGUGUGAAUAUGGUUAUUUGUGUAUUCGCAAUUGUUUACCCUUCUCUCUCCUCUCCUCUCCUUUCCUCUCCAGGUUCACUCCAUUUGCCAAUGGUCUAGAGGACACUCCAGAGGAGAUCCUGGCUCGGAUCGGUAGCGGGAAGUUCUCUCUGACCGGAGGAUACUGGAACUCUGUCUCAGCCGAGGCCAAGGUACACACACACACCGAAGCCAAGGGAAUGUUACCGACAUUCAAACACGAUAUUCAAUGGGUGAUAAUGUUGUAAUGUUUUUGACUUCUGACCUGUAGGAGCUGGUGUCUAAGAUGUUACACGUGGACCCCCACCAGCGUUUGACAGCUGGCCAGGUGUUGCGUCAUCCCUGGGUCACACAACGCAACCAGCUGCCCAAAUUCACACUCACCAGACAGGACGCUCCACACCUGGUCAAGGUAACACACACACUAUGUCUCACUAUAUUUUACUGUCUUUUUCAUAUACAGGGAUGUGUAUUGCAAUAUUUUAAUGACUUCAAAUAAAGUUUGAUUUGAUUUGUGCAGGGCGCCAUGGCAGCCACCUACUCUGCCCUCAACAGGAACGUCCCACCUGUCCUGGACCCUGUGGGAUGUUCCACUCUGGCCCAACGGAGGGGGGUGAAGAAACUCACAUCCACUGCCCUC